GACCGUGUCGUUUCGUGUAGUUGCACGUAGUUUAUGAAAAAUUCGAUAAAUCCAUCGCUUUUUAUGUUUUAUUUAUUUUUCAAUGUAGAAUUAUACAUACCUGAGUAAAUAAAAGUGUUUUUUAAUACUUAGCUAUGUGUCUAUUCAUUUAGAAAACUAAAAUCAUCCUAUUGCCGCGUUUCGGUUCAUUCCUUUGAAUUCAGUUUGCUGCGCCUCCACCAGACUAGAAUCAAAAUCAAAAUAUUUCGAAAAAGAAAAACCCUGCUAUAGCCUCAACCUGCUCAAAUCUACAACAAACUCCACCAACAAUUCCAGAAUCCAAGAAAAAGAAUUAUAAAAACAAAAACAGACACAAAAAUUCACAUAAUUUGGGCGUGUCAUCGUUCUCAUCAUCGUCGUCGGAGUCGUAGUCGUCGCCGACACCGCCACCGCUACCGCUACCGCUUUCGUGAUCGGAUCGUCAAUCGUUUGCCGUCGUCGUCGUUGUCGUGGAGCGUGGAAGAAUAUCGGUUCUAAAUUCUAAUCAUAUGCCUAGGAAUUAUUGCUUUCCCACCGCGCCACUACUGGAAAAUGUAGACGAGGCUCCCCGUUCCUCAUCCAUCGUCGUCGAUCCAACACAGCACUAAGGCUGAAACCCCCAAAUAACCCCCCAUGCCCCUUCGGUCUCAGGCAUAGCUCUCAGUCACCACAGGUAGAAGCAGAAGGCCACAAGAAAAAUCAAUUCCUCGGAUAGAAUCCAUUUUGGUUUUUAUUUUGUUUUAUUUUUCUCUCGUGCACCUGUUAACUCACCUCGCUAAAUGACAUAGAAAAUAUGUUUUUCCUCUCGUUGUGUAGCCAUUUUUAUGGCUAAAACUCAAGGCAUAAGUGUAAAGCACCCAUAAAGCAUAAUAAAUUGCCAAAUAAUUACGAAAUAUCUGUGAAAAGUAACAAAUAAAAUUGAAAAACUCGUUUAUUCGUGUGGACUGCUGGACGACUGUCAUUUUCGCUGAACGCUUCUCCUCCAGUCAAGUCACAGAGUAGUGUUGUGUAUUGUGUGUAUAUAUAUAUCUGUUCCAUUCCAACGCGUGCAACGUUCUAAUCGGAUUAGAAUUGGAAGAGCGAGAGCAAGCUAUGUGUAGUGGCUGUUUUGUGGUGGUGUUCUUUGGCUUCAUCAUCUGUCAACAUUAUUUUUAAAAGCAAAAGAAGUAUUUCGUAAUUUUUAUUUGUUUAAUUUUAUAUAAAUUACAUAUUUAAAUGUUGAGUUUUGUUUAAAAAUUGAAAAUAUAUUAAAAAAAGAUAAAAGAUUAACAAAAAAACAACAACAAAAAUCCAAGUAAAAACGAGUGAGAGAAGAAAAAAGUUGUGGUGUUUUGUUUCUUUUUGUUUUUAAUUCAAUGUUUGCCGGAAUAAUUAAAAACGGAUCUAAAUUUUAUUACAAAAGUGUUUCAUCAGUUUAUACCAAUAAUAUUUAGAAAUAAAUAAAAUAAACAAAAUAAUAGAAUAUAAAAGAAAACAAGCUGUGGAAGCAUUACAAAACAGGAUAUAAUGUUUAAGUGCAUUCCAAUAUUUAAGGGCUGCAAUCGCCAAGUGGAGUUUGUCGAUAAGCGGCAUUGUUCGCUGCCGACAGUGCCUGAAGAAAUUUUACGCUAUUCAAGGAGUCUCGAGGAGUUGCUUUUGGAUGCAAAUCAUAUUCGCGAUUUGCCCAAGAAUUUCUUCAGACUACACCGAUUACGUAAACUGGGCUUAAGUGACAAUGAAAUCAACAGACUACCACCAGAUAUUCAAAAUUUUGAAAAUCUAGUUGAAUUAGAUGUAUCCCGUAAUGAUAUUCCAGACAUUCCUGAUGACAUUAAGCAUCUACAAAGCCUACAAGUAGCUGAUUUUAGUUCAAAUCCAAUUCCAAGAUUACCAGCUGGAUUUUCACAGUUAAAAAAUCUUACAGUGUUAGGCCUUAAUGAUAUGUCAUUGACAUCGCUGCCGGCAGAUUUCGGAAGUUUAACACAACUUGAAUCUCUGGAACUGAGAGAGAAUCUAAUAAAACUUCUUCCUGAAUCAAUUAGCCGAUUAACAAAAUUAGAACGUCUUGAUUUAGGUGACAAUGAAAUCGAAGAUUUACCCCCACAUUUGGGGUAUUUACCUGCACUGCAAGAACUUUGGUUGGAUCACAAUCAAUUGCAGAAAUUACCACCUGAAAUUGGUUUGUUGCGGAAUUUGAUUUGCCUUGACGUAUCUGAAAAUAGACUUGAAGAACUGCCCGAAGAAAUUGGUGGCCUGGAAAAUUUAACUGAUUUACAUUUAUCACAAAAUUUAUUAGAAUCAUUGCCAGAUGGAAUUGCUAAAUUAAGUCGUUUAACUAUUUUAAAAUUGGACCAAAAUCGUUUACAAAGUGUAAAUACAACUAUUGGAGCAUGUGAAAAUAUGCAAGAAUUAAUAUUAACUGAAAAUUUCUUAACGGAACUUCCCCCAUCCAUUGGUCGGAUGACUAAAUUAAGUAAUUUAAAUGUGGAUCGUAACGCCCUCGAUUAUAUACCAUUAGAAAUUGGUAUGUGCACAAAAUUGGGCGUUCUUAGUCUAAGGGAUAAUAAAUUGAAGAAGCUUCCACCGGAGCUGGGCAAUUGUACAUUGUUACAUGUUUUAGAUGUAUCUGGCAAUCAGCUGCAGUAUUUACCGUAUUCUUUAGUUAAUUUACAAUUGAAAGCUGUAUGGCUGUCAGAGAAUCAAGCUCAACCGUUGCUGACAUUUCAACCGGAUGUUGAUGAAACAACUGGCGAACAGGUCCUAACAUGCUUUCUUCUACCACAACUAGAAUAUCAACCAACAGUUCCUGAUUAUUCCCCGGGCCAACUAUACAGAUCUAGCGAAAAAUUCAACUCAGCCGAACUCCUCUUUGCAUACCAUCAACCAGGAACUGGAAAAGACCAAGAAUCCGAUUCCGAAGGUUGGGAAGAACGCGAACAAUCGAGAACACAUUCCGUUAAAUUUUCAGAAGAUUCCAGCACCGAAAAGGAUACACCUUUUGUGCGACAAAAUACACCUCAUCCCAAGGAGCUUAAAGCAAAGGCGCACAAAUUAUUUGCGAAAGAACGCAGUAGAGCAGAAGAAGGAACCAAUUUGGAUACACUGUCAGAAGAGAGUUCAUCGAAACCUUCAUCGUCGGUGAGAAACGAAAUGAAUUCAUCAACAAUGGAAAAUUUAGCAGAAACACAAACCGAACCACUGCUUCCAACUUCACCAACUCAAGCUAUUGUAGCGCCCUCUUUGGUUUCAACAUCAAACCAUAAACCCACACUAAAUUCUGAACAAGAACCCUUGGUUUCACCAACUGGUGCAAGAGAAGCGGCCAAUUCACAAUCUUCAAACGAAGAUGAAGAAGACGAUGACGACGAAUAUGAUUUUAAUGAACGAAAAGUUGGUUUCAAUGUAGACGAUAAAGAAGAUGACUUUUAUACUAGGCCAAUGAAACUACACCGAAGAGAUACACCCCAUCAUUUGAAAAACAAACGUGUCCAACACGGAGUUCUUGAUAAGCAAACUACUGAAUUGCUAGCAAAUGCUAUGAAGAAACAAGAACUUCAAACUAAGCAAGUAGUUAUCACAACUGUUACAUCGCCAAUCGAAGAAGCUCCCGAAUUAAUUGCUGAAGCAACCAAUGAUAACUCAAUUGGGGCUCCAUUUGAAUCAUCCCUAUCGCCCAUACCACCAUCAUCACAAGCCUCAACCCCAAUACCCGUGCAAAUGCAUGAGGAUGUCCCAGAUGGUGUUACAGAACUGCGAACAGAGCAAUAUGAGAUCCAUAUUGAACGGACAGCAGCUGGAUUGGGUUUGAGCAUAGCCGGUGGCAAGGGUUCAACUCCGUUUAAGGGUAACGAUGAGGGUAUAUUCAUUUCACGUGUUACCGAAGGAGGACCAGCUGAUUUGUCGGGGCUUAAAGUCGGUGAUAAAGUUAUCAAAGUUAAUGGAAGAUCUGUAGAGAAUGCUGAUCAUUAUUUGGCUGUUCAAGUUUUGAAGGCUUGUGGUACUGUAUUGGUAUUGGUUGUGCAACGUGAGGUAACUCGACUGAUAGGUCAUCCAAUAUUCAGCGAAGAUGGUUCAUUAUCACAGAUUUCAGUUGAAACCCGACCACAAAAUGUCCGUCACGAUAAAUCCAUCCCACCGCCCAUUGAAAUCCUCCCAAAUGAAUACAAUUAUCAGGACCAACAGAAUAUGAUGAUAACCACCAACAACGCUACCGCAUCACAACAUCAGCAACAACAGCAACAGUAUCAGCCACAAAAUGUUGAACAUAUUAUACCUGCCACAACCAACAUAGUCCCGGCUACCACAAAUGGAACUUUAGAAAAUGGCAAGGACCUUCCUGUUCAUAAAGUUACCCUCCAUACAACACUGAUAAGGGAUCAAAUUAACCAGGGUCUAGGAUUUAGUAUUGCCGGUGGUAAAGGUUCUCCGCCGUUCAAAGAUAACUGUGAUGGUAUUUUCAUAUCACGUAUCACCGAAGGUGGUUUGGCUCAUCGCGAUGGUAAAAUAAUGGUUGGCGAUCGGGUUUUGGCGAUAAACGGAAAUAAUAUGACAAAUGCCUACCAUGACGCAGCUGUACAACUUUUAACGGACCACCAGCGAUUCGUGCGAUUGGUUUUGCAACGUGAAAUCCAAGGACCACUAGAGCCGCCAUUAAGUCCACGUAGUCCGUCAGUUUUAAAUGCAUUAAGCCCGUCGGGAUAUUUGGCCAAUCGUCCAGCUGGGCUGAAUCGUUCCAUCGGUGACAUUGCCGAAGAAUUCGCCCCACAAUCACAAUCACAACACCAACAACAACCCAAAUACAUCACUCCAUCAUUUGCCUACGAUUCGUCGAACAAUAAAAAUGAUUCAACGCCGCCGCCGCCAUCGCCAUCGACCGCAAUGACGACAAAGACAAAUGGUUUCGACUCAAAUCGCAUUCCAACGCCAUCAGGAGCAGCUACCCCGGACACAAUUGUUGAUGCUGUUACAGGACAACCAGUUCCAGCGCCACGCCAUCGGGUGGGACAACAUUCAAAUUCCAUUCCAUCGGAUCAUUCGCCUCCGUCGCAAAAUGGUUCAACUUCGACUUCAACUUCAACAGCAACAACAACUACCAGCGGAGAUGUCGAAACUCAGAUGGCACAACCCCCACCAAGGCCACUGACAAGUGAUGAUUUCCAAGCAAUGAUUCCUGCGCACUUUUUGAGUGGUGGUAGCCAACAUCAAGUACAUAUGGCAAAACACGAUGGUGUUGGUCCAUCUGUCACAGUCACCGUUAAUAAGGCCGUACCGGAUCUACCAAUGUUGCCUCCGGCACCCACCGAAUUAGGUCUCAUAACAGAAACAAUAACAAAGUCGACAUUCACGGAGACGGUUAUGACCCGGGUCACUGAUAAUCAUUUGAUGGAACCGCUAAUUAGUGAGGAAGUCAUUCUGCCGAAGAAUCAAGGUUCCUUAGGUUUUAGCAUAAUCGGUGGUACAGAUCAUUCCUGUGUGCCGUUUGGGGCACGAGAACCUGGAGUAUUUAUUUCUCACAUUGUACCAGAAGGUAUUGCAGCAAAAUGUGGCAAACUUCGAAUGGGUGAUAGGAUUUUAAAGGUCAAUGGUGUUGAUGUUGCCCGGGCCACACAUCAAGAGGCGGUCAUGGAAUUACUCCAACCUGGUGAUGAAAUCUCACUUUUUAUUCAACAUGACCCAUUACCAGUUGGAUUCCAGACAAUUGUUAUCCGAAAAACUGACGGUGAACGCCUGGGAAUGCACAUUAAGGGUGGCCUGAAUGGUCAGCGCGGCAAUCCGGUGGAUCCAACAGACGAGGGUGUAUUUGUAUCCAAAAUUAAUUCAGUAGGAGCUGCAAGACGUGACGGAAGGCUUAAGGUUGGAAUGCGUCUUCUUGAAGUUAAUGGAAAUUCCCUGCUGGGUGCUGCACACCAGGAUGCAGUGAAUAUCCUGCGUACAGCUGGCAAUGAGAUACACUUGGUCGUAUGCAAAGGCUAUGACAAAUCGAGUUUAAUUCAUUCUAUUGGCACAGCUGGAGGCAUGAGUACAGGAUUAAAUUCAACAAGCAGUGGACGUGGAUCAAGAACUUCGGAAACUGGCUCAGAACUAAGUCAAAGUAUAUCAAGUUUGGAUCGAGAUGAAGAUGAUCGUAUGCGACAAUCUAAUUUACAGGAUUUCGAAGUUUUUGCGACAAAAACGAACACGAAUAACGAACAGGUGCCGCUGCAGAGCAAUUUACAUUCAGAUAAUGUUGUAAAUAGUGGAGUUCCUCAAACAUCGCAAGAUGUUGUUGCUUUGGUCAACUCUGAGCAGUCAUUGGUUAGCACGAAAGAAAAGAGCACCCCCGAAAAGGUACUAGAUAUAGUUAGAGCAGCUGAAGUUUUAGCCUUAGCCGAUAAUGUUCCACCAAAAUCCCCAUCGGAACAUCAUGAAGAUAAAAUCCAAAAAACAACAACUGUGGUCAUAUCAAAACAUACAUUGGAUACAAAUCCAUCAAUACCAGGACCGCCCCAAUCACAGACAAUUCAUAAACAAAUUAAAGAGAAAACUCCACUAUUACCGAGAUCACCAACGCCAACUGGUGGCAAACAAGAUGAAACAUCUAAGCGUGCACCAGUCGAUCCUAGGUUCGAAUACAAGCAAAUGGUUCACAAUCAAAGCGUUGGACUGGAAAGACCCAAAGUUCUGCCAAUUAAGCAGGUCGAAGAGGUCUUUAUCGAGGACGUAGAAGAAGAAGACGAUGAUGAUGAGGAGGCCGAGAAUGAAGAUGACGAAUCUGGCUCUCAACGUCAUCCAUUCGAAUCAGACUCAGAGGACCAAUACCACUCGCAACAGAAAUUCGGCUCCGGCCGCAGCACCCCUGACUACAGUCAUAGAAAAUCAGUCAGCUUCGACCUGAGCGCAGACGAACGCUCCAAGUCAGAUUAUGAGAGACCCAAAACACCCGAUACGUCGGUUAUGAGCAGUCGUCAAUAUGACUCCGAACAGGAAUACAACUACCGACGACGUCCACGCAAAGGAAUCCUGCGAUCGUCCAGUCCUUCCUCUUCGAACAAUUCCACCCUGGAAAAGUACAAACCUGAAAAACUGCCACCAAUAGUGCCUACGGUUGCCCGAAUUAAAGAAAUUGAGUCACCCGUACUCGCAGAAAUCAGACAUCAGGACCAACAUUUCGACUAUGACAUUCCUGGACGACGAACGCCAUCGACAUUCGAUGAAAUCGAACGCGACAAUCCAUUCCGUGAAGCAUUCCUUGAAAAAAGUCAACCUGACGAAUAUGAAAAAAUGGCCAAGCUCUAUUCCCAAAAGAAGGGAUCGAGGGUUAAUUUUGUUCUGGGGAGAAAUGACCGUUCGCUUUCGAAAUCGAACGAUGAUCUUCUCUCCGAAAGCAGUCCUUCGCUAAGCUCUCCAUCUCAUUCGAAGUCGACCGAAAACUUAUCCCAUAAACCAAUGAAACCCCUUCCACCUCCAAAGCCAAGAAUUAAGCACGCUGAUAUACGCCGUAAUGAGGCCCUUGAAACAUUCCAAAACGCAGACGUUGGCCACGGUGAUUUUGCAGUGUUCGAACACAAUGCCAAGACUAAUACCAUUCAUGAGGUUGUGAAAAAUCCAAAAAUUCCUGCGAAAAUCGGUGUGACGCGGCCUAAAGAAAGUCCUCCACCACCACCGGUAAACUAUGACACUCUUCCGAAACAAUUCGAUUUAAAUUCGCAGUACUUAGAGGUAUUACCGCCACUUGCCCUAAGUCCAUCGCCAACACAAAAGCCGCAAUUACCACCUCCUUCUCCGGCCACAGCUAAACGACCAAAGGACUUUGUCCAUGAAAACUCACCCGACAGUAUCCUCGUUACAGAGGAAGUACACAGGACCAUAUUGCUUCAAGAGAAUGAGCUUCGUAGAUCCCUAGCAUCAUCAUCCUCGACCACAGCCUCUGAAUCAUCAUCAGCAGCAGCAGCAUCAGCAACAGCAACAUCAACAACAUGGAGGAGUAACGCCUUAACCAGAAAACAUCCGCAGCAGCAAGCAUCAUCCCUUUAUUCUCAUCAACAGUCUCAUCACGGACCCAUACUAACAUCCACACAAAUAUUCCCAACGCCACAAAUCCUUCCUGUACAGUACAACAGUUUGCCCAUUCCACAACACACAUCACAUUAUUACAAUGUCCAACCAUCUCCCAUCCACAGUACCACACCUCAAUCGCCUUAUUUCCAACAUCUAGGCUAUCCCAGUAUGACGAGCUUUGCGUCCUCGUCGUCCACAAGCCUCGGACCGAUUCCAAUAUCUCCCGGUGUCGGCGGUGGGGCAUCAUCUCCGUUCCAAGUGCAACAACAGCAACAGCAGCAUCAUCAUCAUCAUCACUACCAGCUAACACCAGGACGUUUAAUGUCCCCACCAACAUCAGCUAAAACACCCAAAUCAGUUUCGGAUAAAAAGAGGUUCUUUGAAUCGGCUAUGGAGGAUCAACAUAAGCCCGCACAGAAAGCAGAAAAAGUUUUCUCCUUCCUAUCGAAAGAUGAAGUUGAAAAGUUGAAACAAGAAGAAGAGAAAAAAAUUGCAACAAUAAGACGUGAUAAGAAGACCAGAUUACUGGACGGAUCCAAUGACAUAAUGGAGCAAUGCGAACAUAACCAGGACGAUGUGGAUGAUAAUGCAAACAGUGAUAAUGGCGGCGAUGAUAAUGAGAACUGUGAUUCCGAGGACACGAGUGCACAUAGUACAACCACCUCUGAAACAACAACAGCAUCAAGAAGCACAUCAUCAACAAUUCCAUCUCAAGGCUCGGGGUCAGCUAGUUCUAAGUCCCCAUUGAACAAGCCAUCAUUGUUGCCAAAGCCCAAGAUUAAGGUACCAGUAUUUGCACCACCCCAACUACAGCUAGACACGACACAGCUUCCGGUAACAAGUCGUAUACCUGUUCGCACAGCAAAUGCUGAAAAACGCGCCCGACUACUUGAAGAAAGCUCAACGUCAACACCCGAUUCGAAUUCGAAUACGAGUCAAGUUGAUGCUUCGACGACUUUGACCGCGACUCGUCUAACUAAGGCGCAACAGAAUGCCGAAAAAAGAGCAGCGUGGAGAGCAGCUAGACUCAAGUCACUUGAACAAGGCGCAGUCCAGGCACAAGAUGUCAUUAAAAAUAUGAGUAAAAUGGCAGACGAUCUUUUGGAGGAGACACAAUCUCAUCAGCAGAUAGUUAUUUUUCCAAAAAUUGCUAUUAAAUCAAGUCAGGGGCCAAUUGUUGUUCGCGAAAGGGAAAAGGUCCUUGAUGAAAAAGUUGUACGACGAACAGAAGAGGUUCCGUGUCCAUUAACUGGACGACCUCAAUUCCGAACUGUUGAAUAUAUUGAAAAAAUCAUCGAAACAGAGGUUGAAACAUGUCGAGAGAAAAUAAUCUCAUUGGAAUUACAAGAUCCGGAAAAGGAAACCGUAACCGUAUCGGCUAGUGAGGAGGAUGACGACGAUAAUGCAUCCAUAGUAACGGUUCAUGCAAAUUCAGAAAAGUUAUUCCUUCGAACAGAUGACGACCAUCCGAACAACGACAACCACAAUAACGAUAACGACCAUGAUAAUCAUGAUGAUAAUGAUGAUGCCAAAAAUAAAAAGAAGAACCAAAAGGACGAUAACGUCCUCGAGGAUGGCGAUAGCGACGGUGAUGGUGAUGGUGAUAUCAUUAAAAUGAACAAAAACGGUAAUUUUAUAGAAGAAGAUAGAGUAUUUAAAACACUAAACACCACCAGCACGGUUGUAAAAACAACUACUAGCACCGCAUUAACAAUGCAGCAAAAUUCAUCUGAGGCAGCCACGACUAGGACUACUUCAUCGUCCUCGGUCGAUGGUGCCUGCUUCCCCAAACACACAAUUGUCGAAGUUAUAAACCCGAUCAUAGCCGGUGACGGUUGUGCCCAAAGUAUAGCGGUAGGUCGACCAACAGAUUGCAGCUAUCCAUCAUUCGAUAACGAUGGGGAGGAAACGAAAAACCAUGAAGAAGAAGAAGAAGCAGAAAAACAACAGGACGAACUUGAGGAGGACACUCCUCGGCAAUCCAAACGAUACACCAAAAUAAUUUCACACCCCCAGGAUUACAGUUAUUCUAUGUCUACUACGUCUACGUACACCACCACCGCACCAACGACACCGUCAUCUCUAACUGAAGUGUACGGCGAAGAUAAGCCUGAGUUGUCAUUAAAUGCAAAAAUGAAAAAUGUCCUUGAGGAACUGUUGGAGAAUAAAAGAGUAAAGUUGAAUUUAUCGAGGAGCCUUGAGGAAAAAGAAGAAACAAAAUCCUCAGAUGAUGACGAUGAGGACUUGGAUGAUGAUUAUGGGUUUGAACGCGAUGACGAUGACGACGGGGACGACCAAGUGGAUGGAGGAGGAUGUAACAGCUUUAUCAAUUACAAGGAUAAAAAUGGAAAUGGUAAUCGAACUUUUGUGCUAUCAUCGACGACAACGUUAACAGACUCUGAAGAUUCAAAUCGAAAUCAAAUUCAAAUGAAAUUGAAACAAUUCCUUGCUCAAAACAACAAAGAUGAUGAUGAUGAGGACGAUGAUGACGAUGAUGAUGAUGAAGAAGAAGAGGAGGAUGGUGAUGAGGAAGAUGAUGAUGAUGAUGAUGACGACGAUGAUGAUGAUGACGACGAUGAUGAAGAUGAUGAUGAUGAUGAUGGAGAAACCGAUGAUGAAGUUUACGGUUGUAGAGUGUAUACAAAUCCGAACACAACCACACCCCUUCACGGCCAGUCCACCAAAUCCAAGAUGACUCCGAUAGAUCUCUCUGUAACAAAUCUAAACAAAACUUUAAUAAUACCCCCUCAAUUGCAGUUGGUUUCAAAAGCAAAUAGCGCUGGAACAGAUGGUAAAUCUGAAAACCAACAAGAUACAGAAAAACUAUCAUCAUCAUCUCAACCUCUCGAUCUCAGCCUUCCACAGCCACCAUUACCACAACCACUGCCGGCAACAACAGCUCCAACUUCCGGAAAUCUAAUAAACCAAAACAACAACCUUAGGACAACAAGCGAAAACAAUGGAAACCACGAAGACGAAAACAAGAAAGACUAUGUCAUGGCUGCUGCUUCUGAUUCUGCUUUUGCUGGAGGAGAAGAUAAACAACAUGCGACGAUAACUUCAACUUCAACUUCGCCUUCGCCUUCAACUGCGAUAUGCCCAUCGUCUUUGUCACAGGGACAUUUCGGGCAAUUGAAGGACGAAGGAGCAGUAGAUAUUCAAUUUGAAAAUGAUGCUGUUGAUAACAAGCACACCAGUCGAAAUGAUGAAGACUUCUCAUUGUCGUUGUCCUUGUCGGAGUCGGCGUCAUCGUCGUCGGCCCAAAUAUUUCCAGCAGAGACCAAGAAAAACAUCAAUCUAGAUAAAGUUAUCGUAGAUAACAAUGAUGAUGGUGAUGCAGGCCGAAAUCAGGACAACGACGAGGACUACGAUAGCCCACCAGAAGAUGGUUACGAAUCAUCGUCCGAAAUACGAAAGACAACCAAAUCUGUGAGCUCUACGAAUGGCAUCACAACAACCACAACCACGGUUACAAAGGUCAUCACCAGCAGUGGCAUACCACGGAGCAUAGCUAUGGCAAGUAGCAGCACUAAACCAAUCUCCUCAUCAUCCUCCUCCUCCUCUUCUUCAACAAACAACUCCUCCACAACUGUGGUAAAUAAUUCUAACAAUAAAGGAAAAGCGAAACGAAAGGGUCAAAGGAAAGCAAAAUGAAUAUUCUUCGUCCCCUUUGCUACUAUACACCAUAACCGUCCUUCAUCAUCAUCAUCAUCGUCCUUUUCACCUCCUCCUACCCUCUCAACCACGUCGCUCGUCGUCGUAGUCGUCUCCAAUCCCGUGUGUUACGAUUCAAUACCGCUCAAAGGAUAACCCGAAAACCUCUCUCAAAAAACAAAACACAACAAUAACCCUGAUAAACAAAAGCCAUUCGAGAUAUUGAUGUAAACAAUUUUGUUUAAAGAACGAAGCAAACAAUAAAACUAAAAAACAAAACAGAAAAACAAAAA
This is a messenger RNA of Eupeodes corollae, 11981 nucleotides long. It is a transcript of the gene scrib, whose product is annotated as protein lap4. The record is from RefSeq and is a predicted model, not a curated record. Bases 1525 to 11688 code for a protein of 3387 amino acids. The transcript has 33 exons. Lineage: Eukaryota; Metazoa; Arthropoda; Insecta; Diptera; Syrphidae. Gene Ontology annotation, cellular component: postsynaptic membrane; adherens junction; postsynaptic density. Gene Ontology annotation, biological process: neurotransmitter receptor transport postsynaptic membrane to endosome; neurotransmitter receptor transport, endosome to postsynaptic membrane. Gene Ontology annotation, molecular function: protein binding.